Molecule: messenger RNA, 499 nt
Organism: Pterocles gutturalis (yellow-throated sandgrouse)
Lineage: Eukaryota; Metazoa; Chordata; Aves; Pterocliformes; Pteroclidae
Gene: EIF4E3
Product: eukaryotic translation initiation factor 4E family member 3
Exons: 6
Biological process (GO): translational initiation
Cellular component (GO): eukaryotic translation initiation factor 4F complex
Molecular function (GO): RNA 7-methylguanosine cap binding; translation initiation factor activity
Source: RefSeq, a predicted model, not a curated record
GUCACUUCCUGGGACGACAGCAGCUGAAUGUGCAUCAAACUUGAAGAAGAUUUAUACAGUGCAAACAGUGCAGGAUUUCUGGAGUGUCUACAACAACAUUCCUCCUGUGACAAAUUUGCCCAUGAGAUGUAGUUACCAUUUAAUGCGGGGAGAAAGACGGCCGCUUUGGGAAGAGGAAAGCAAUGCUAAAGGAGGUAUAUGGAAAAUGAAGGUCCCUAAAGAAAGCACGGCUGCAGUUUGGAAAGAGCUACUCUUAGCCACUAUUGGAGAGCAGUUUACAGACUGUUGUGCAGCAGAUGAUGAAGUAAUAGGGGUUAGCAUCAGCGUCCGGGACCGUGAAGAUGUUGUGCAAGUGUGGAAUGUGAACGCCUCUUUAGCAAGCGAAGCAAAAGUUUUAGAAAAGAUACAUAAACUUCUGCCACGCACGUCUUUUAAAGCGGUCUUUUAUAAAUCACACAGAGAGCAUCAUGCUUUUGAAGGCCGACGGGGAAAACAUUAA